UGGUCGUAGCUUCGCCCAUCGCUAGUUGUGGGCUGCCCAUCUCUAUUCGCGUCUUUGGACAAAGAAAACUACGACAUAAUUUUUUUUUAAGCGCAAAAAAUUCUCAUUUUCUGAGUGAAAAUGGGCAGGAUGGCACGCAUGCGCAGAGGCGAAAAGAGGGGCACCAACAAGGCUAAUAUAUCAUCAUCAUCACCACCGAUGUUACCAUCUGAAAUGGCCAGUGACUCGAAAGCAGAAACGAAACCAAAAAAUUCAAAGAAAUCCGGAAGUGGAGCUGUAAAAGCAACACAGGAAUUACUUACCGGCAUUGAGCGCCACAGGUUGGAACUACUAGUCAAUGAAUUUGUACGCGGUCAAUUAGACGAUCAAGAGAUGCCCGGCCUGUCGACAGCCCAACGUGCCCAUGUCCAUCGGUUUGCCCAACGAUAUGGACUGAAGACGCGUACGCAUACCAAGGAUGGCCAGCGUGUGUUGUGCAUCAUCCGCAAAGAAACCUCAAAGCUGCAAAUCUGUCAGGCCAAAUCUCAGCUGACAAUAAGUGUCGGUAUGAUGGAGUAUCUGGCCGAGUUUUUGCCUCGCUUAGAACGACGUGGAGUCAAACAGUGUCAGCUAAGAGCUUGGCCCCAGAAUGGACUCAAUGGAUAUGGAUUGGUUAGUCCUGCCCUAAUACCACCACCCAAUAACUGUUUUUCCAGUGCGAUGAGGCAAGAACGCUUUGAGCUGCCUAUUUCGGCUCAUAAAUCAAAAAUACUCGAACUAUUAAAGUACUCUCAGGUUCUUAUAGUCAAUGGAGCUACUGGCUCGGGCAAGUCCACUCAAGUACCGCAGUUUAUACUCGAAAAUGCUACGGAUAAGCGUCAGCCAGUGCGCGUUGUGGUCAGCCAACCACGUCGAGUGGCGGCCAUCACUGUAGCCGGCCGCAUUGCUCAGGAGAGGUCUGAACAACUUGGCCAAACGGUGGGCUAUCAGAUCCGUAUGGAAAGUAAAUGCUCUGCCAACACGGCCCUCGCGCUAACUACCAGUGGCUGCUUACUCCGCGCCUUGGCCAUGGAUGGGAAGAAAUUCUUUGCGCAUACGUCUCAUCUGAUUAUUGAUGAAGUCCAUGAACGAGAUUUAGAUACGGACUUCUUAUUGCUGGCCGCCAAAAUUGAAUUGCAACAAAAUCGCUUCCUCAAGUUGAUUCUCAUGUCGGCCACCAUGAAUCUAUCUGAUUUGUCCGCAUAUUUUGGCAAUGCUCCGGUCCUGGAUGUUGAGGGACGCAGCUUCGGCGUACGCAUUUGGCAUUUAGAACAAAUUCUACAGAUAACUGGCUACAUGACACCCAUGAUGAGGCGAGAAUUAGAGGCCAAUAAAGACGAAGAUGCCGAAGAGAAAAAAGGAGAUUUUCAUAUCCCAUUCGAAGAAAGAAAGUUCGACAGUGACCAACUGGUGGCCGCUUACAAUAAGACUCGGUUGGUGCCAGAAAUUGAUAUUGAUUUCGAUCUGAUUGUGUCGCUGCUGGAUUUACUCCUAAGGAUUGGACAACAGGGCGCUGUCAUCGUGUUUUUACCAGGAUAUCAUGAUAUGAUUGUUUUGUUAGAUCGCCUGGAACGGGAACUGCCGCGACGGAGUAUAAAGACGCAUUUACUUCACAGCCAAAUGGACACAGCUCAACAGAAAUCCGUGUUCCAAGUCUACAAAAACGUCCAGCUAAAGGUCAUCUUGAGCACCAAUAUUGGCCAAACUUCCAUAACGAUACCCGAUUUAUUGUAUGUGAUCGAUUUGGGUAAGGCUAAGAUAAAGGCGUACGACCCCUUUACCGAUACCUCGCACUUGACGUGCACAUGGAUCUCCCAGGCAGAUGCGAAGCAGAGGGCAGGUCGCGUGGGUCGCAAGCAACAUGGCAUAUGCUAUCGCCUCUAUAGCAGCGAGAGAUUAGAAAUGAUGAGCGAAUACGUAAUACCAGAGAUGCAGCGUCGCACACUGGACGAGAUUUGUUUGCUAACCAAGGUGGCUGCUCCAAAGAUGCCAGUGGCCGAGUUUCUAUCGAAUGCCUUGAAUCCGCCACAGGGUGAAACCGUCGUUCAGUCCUGUAACCGUCUGAAGCUCCUUAACAUUCUACGCGAUGAGGACGAACAAAUUACGGAUCUAGGUAAAAUCAUAUCGAUGCUUCCCUUGGAUGUGCAUCUCGGCAAGUGUUUGGUCUAUUCCAUUUAUUAUCGAUGUCUGGGUACUAUGACCAUCAUAGCCGCUUACUAUUCGGUCCGCGAUCCUUUUGUGCUGACUGCAGACAAUAGUCAGAAAGGCAAACAGCAAGCUUUUCGCCAGCACUUGGGAGCGGACAUGCUCAGUGAUUCCCUGGGUAUUGUCAAAUUGUAUGAGGAGUAUUUGGAUAUCUAUUCAAAGAAGCGCUACGAUGCCCAGCAUUAUUGUGAGCAGAACUUUGUGUGCCGACAGUCCAUGGACAUGUUCAUCUCGGCAGUGACCACUCUACGUGAGUCGGUGAAACGCAUCUUUCACCUAAGCUACACUUCCGAGUGUAACGUGGGUGCCUAUGACUCCGAUUUCGAUAUGGUGCGCUUAGCUCUAACCGCCGGACUCUAUCCAAAGCUGGCUUUUGUCGAUCGCUCCAAAAAGGGCGCUCUCGUGAGCGAAACUCAUCCGCUUUUACACUUUUCGCGAAACUCAUGCCUCCAUGUACGCUUUAAUCGUAAGAAUCUUAGAUCGCUGCCCAACGAUUGGAUUGUUUAUGUGGAGAAGUCACGCUCAUGGGAUGGCGGAGUCACGACAAUUGAACAAACAACCUCAAUAAGUAGUCUUAUGCUUGCCCUGGUCGCCGGCAAAGUAAUUAAACUGGAAGAGGAACCCAAUGAAAAUUUAAAUACGGACGCAAACUCCAGCUCUGAGCAAAUAGCGAGCUAUGCAAAUUCCUAUAUCUAUAUAGAUGAUUGGAUAAGGAUCACAGUGGACCAUGAAUUUGGGCAACAUUUGCUUCGUUUGCGGUCUCAACUCAACCUUGAACUUGCCGAAAUGUUAAAGAGCCGUGAAAUGUCGCAGUCGAUGCAUUUAAAUGGUCCCGAAUUGGUUCAUUAUUUACUUCAAUUGCACUCAGACAUGGCGCCAGCCAAAAACUCUAUCAAAGACAACGAUUUGUCAACUUAAGUUUUAAAUGUAUUACAUUUUCUAGUUUUGAAGUGGGUUUUCACUCACUUUGUAAGUAUUGUAAGGAAAAAGUGAAUUUGAAAAGCGGCUUUAAUUUGCUGAGAUUAUAAUUAUCAAUUUGAAGAACAUUUUCGUAUACAAGUUAAGUUACUUUUCUAGUCUUAGCUAGGCAGCUACAAUUGUAUUAGAUUAUUUAUCAUAUGUUCCUUAUGAAUAUAUAAAUUUGAAAAGAGGCUUUAAUUUGCUGAGAUUAUAAUUAUCAAUUUGAAGAACAUUUUUGUAUACAAGUUAAGUUACUUUCCUAGUUUUAGCUUGGCAGCUACAAUUGUUUUAAAAUUCUUGUCAUAUGUUCCUUAUACAUAGUUUUAUGUUACAAUAUAAAUAAUAUGUACAUAAUUGUAUACCCUUUGGUACAAAAGAUAUCGCUAUAGGAUUAUACAAAUCUGUAUGUACAUACAUAUGACAAAACGUGAUUGCCCAAAGUACUAUUUGAAAAUAUAUAAAGUUGUAUAUGAAAUGGAUAUAGUAUAGUAUGUAUUUAUUAGUCUGUCUAUUUAAACUGAUCUCCUCACUCACUAGCAGCUCUCAAUGUACUUACAUAUACAUUUAUAUAGAUCGGAUGAUUACAGGAAUUCAAUUUUCUUUUGAAUUUUUCUUGAUAUUCAUUAGAUUUAUAUGUGUCCUUUCAAAUGAUAUUACCAAAUCUUAUUAAUAAACUUAAUGUAAUUGAA
Messenger RNA from Drosophila willistoni, 3872 nucleotides. RefSeq names its product DExH-box ATP-dependent RNA helicase DExH2. The transcript has 3 exons. NCBI's taxonomy places the organism in Eukaryota, Metazoa, Arthropoda, Insecta, Diptera, Drosophilidae. The coding region runs from base 121 to 3141 and encodes 1006 amino acids. The record is from RefSeq and is a predicted model, not a curated record. Gene Ontology annotation, molecular function: ATP binding; RNA binding. Gene Ontology annotation, cellular component: intracellular anatomical structure.